ACUCCUUUUACCCCCAAAAAUCCAUCAAAUUUCCAUAACCAAAAUCUCUUCUCUUUUCUUUAUUCCAUCCGCUCAUCUAAAUUUCCUUCAUCCAUAUAUUCUUCUAAUUUCAUUUAUAUUUAUUUUAUUUUAUUUUAUUUGUGUGACUUUGUGUACAGUGUUUAUGGAUGAUUCACAGACACGUAAGAAGAGAUCUUCGGUGGCUGUUUCUAAAGAUGGAACUGCGAAAGGCGCUAGUAAGGAGAAACUAAAAGGCCUUGGAGACCAAUUGGAUAAAUCUCAGCGGAGUAAUCUGACACAACCGAGCAAACUUCAGCCAGUACCUGCCAUGAAACGGAAGUUCCAGAAAACUACAAUCACUGGCACGAAAACCCCUUCUGUUUAUAAUCUAAGAAGUAACAAACAGAUCACUGAAGAUGCUAAAGAUCCCCCAGCCUAUAACUUGAGGACUAAAGUUCAGAAAACCGGAGGCCAAAAUACCUCUACACCUUCCCAAAAGAGGAAAACCUCCAAAAAUGAGAAGUCUAAAGAUUCAUCUGAGGCUAUACAGACGGGAAUUCUGAAAAAUACUUCACCACCCGAUAAAAAGAUCGAAACUACAAAGCCUGUAACUACUUCGCCGGCUAGCCUUGACAAGAAGAACGAGCCAAUAACCAGUCAAUAUGAACCGUUCUUAUGUGAACCAAUGUAUCAUAUCAGAUGGGAAGGUGAUGAAAUGGAAAAUCGGCCUUUUGGGCAGAAUUGUAUAGUAUGCAAUAAGGACCUUUCUGGUGUAACAGAAGAUGAUGAUUCAGAAGAUAAUGAUGAUGAUCGUUAUGAGUAUGAUGAGGAUGAUGAUGAUUAUGAGUAUUAUGAUGAUGUCACACCUCCUCUUCUUCCUGCUGUCGAUAUUCUAGCAUGUGGUCAUGCGUACCAUACUGAAUGCUUGCAGCAAGGUAUGUCUGAACAACAAUCGAGUGAACCUCAAUGCAUUUUGUGUUCGAAAAAGGCUUGAAGAACAAUCUGGUCAUUCAAUUUUGAUGAAGGGGAAACCAUUUUUACUACACGAUUGAAAUUUCUUAUAGGCGAUGUAGAGGACAGAAACCAAAACUGCGAGAUUAUUGUUCAAGUGAUUGAAUUUAUGUGCCAUUUGUACUGUAGAUUUUCAUGUACAUGUCAAAUUCUUUCACAUUUUCGUUUGGAGUUUUGGUUUAAUGGAAACAAAAUCGCUAAUUUAUCAA
Messenger RNA from Erigeron canadensis, 1220 nucleotides. Its product is annotated as transcription initiation factor TFIID subunit 11-like. Bases 164 to 994 code for a protein of 276 amino acids. NCBI's taxonomy places the organism in Eukaryota, Viridiplantae, Streptophyta, Magnoliopsida, Asterales, Asteraceae. The record is from RefSeq and is a predicted model, not a curated record. The transcript is spliced from 4 exons.